AUGGAGAUAGUCACAGUACUCAAUGUUGUUAUUCUUUGUGUUCUGGUGUUUUGUCCCAGCGGAGUUAUUCCUGGUACGGUUCCUAUUCCUGCACAAAAGUCUCAGGUAGAGAGCUGGUUCAAAGCCAACGUUAAACCCCUUCCAGGCAGAGAGGGUGUGGACCCCGCCCUCGUGAAGGCCGAGGCCGCCCCGGUGUACCUUAAGGUCGGAAAUGGAGGUCAGUUCAAAACCAUCCAGGCAGCCAUUAAUAGCAUUCCUGCUAGGAACACAAAACGGCACAUUAUUUUCAUAUCCGGUGGGUUUUAUCACGAGAGGGUCAAGAUUGACUAUAAUAAGCCUUUUGUCACCCUUUUCGGAGAUCCUAAGAAUAGGCCAACUUUAGUUGCCGCUGCCACGGCUGCUCAGCUUGGUACCAUAUACAGUGCCACUUUGUACGUUUUGUCGGAUUACUUCUCAGCCGUUAAUAUUGACGUCAGGAAUUCGGCUCCCAGGCCCACUGGCAAAAAGGAUCAGCAAGCUGUGGCUAUGACCAUAACAGGUGACAAGGCUUCCUUCUACAGCUGUAGAUUUUAUGGAUUCCAAGACACCCUUUGUGAUCAUAACAACAGACAUUUCUACAAGGAUUGCUACGUUGAAGGCACUGUAGAUUUCGUGUUUGGCGAUGCCAAGAGCAUCUUUUUGAAUACACAAUUGCGUGUGAUCCCAGGCGACCAAAUGGCGAUGGUGUCGGCACACGGUAGAAAUACUGCAAAAGAGGACACAGGAUUCUCUUUCGUACAUUGCCAAGUUACCGGGAGUUCCAAGAUUGCAGUACUAGGCAGAGGAUGGUUUCCUUAUUCUAAGACCAUAUAUGCCUACACCUAUAUAGGCAAUGCCAUCAAACCCGAGGGAUGGAUGGGGAUGCGCGCCAAUCCCAAGGAUGGAGGAACAUGUUACUUCGGAGAAUAUAACAAUACAGGGCCGGGGGCAAAAAUGGAUGGUCGACCAAAAUUUGUUAAGAGGCUGACAGGUGCAGAAGUAAAGCCUUACAUCACCCUGGAUUACAUACAGGCUUCCAAGUGGUUGCUUCCCCCAAUCAUCAAAGCUGUUCAAUGA
Molecule: messenger RNA, 1095 nt
Organism: Ipomoea triloba (trilobed morning glory)
Lineage: Eukaryota; Viridiplantae; Streptophyta; Magnoliopsida; Solanales; Convolvulaceae
Product: pectinesterase 2-like
Exons: 4
Coding region: 1-1095 (364 amino acids)
Biological process (GO): cell wall modification
Molecular function (GO): pectinesterase activity
Source: RefSeq, a predicted model, not a curated record